Striga asiatica is the source of this 2920-nucleotide messenger RNA. The record is from the annotation of a GenBank genome assembly. Lineage: Eukaryota; Viridiplantae; Streptophyta; Magnoliopsida; Lamiales; Orobanchaceae.
UAAUACCUUAUCUCAAGCGAUUUUAAAAGAGAGUGCAUUUCACACUAGGUGUGGCAGGCACACCUAAGUAUUUGCGAUAUCACUGUAUCAUCUCACACCUGUCUAAUUUUUACCCUAGUGCGCCUAGUAAAGAAUAUUUUGAAUCAGUAGGCACUCCGCCGCUCCACGGCUCCACCUCGGCCUCCUCACCACCACCUGCUUCUCCCAACAUAAGCGAUUCCUCCUCGGCUCUCGCAUCUCGUCGUCACUCCGGUUCCCCGCUCUUCGACUCUGCCACCUUCAAAGUCCCUGCUCCCCUCGGCUCUCGGUACUCUAAAUCCCCAGCUCGGCAGCUCCUCGCCUCCACGCACCUCUCCGCCUAGGCGCCUAGCCUCCGGAGCUCCGCCUAGCCUCCACCACGUCGAGAAACUAUGAGUUUCACUCUGAAGAGAAAGAUAGUGCAAUUCUUAAAUUGGAGAAGGGAAACGUUCACAAGUUUCCAUGCCGGUUGGCGUGAGAAACUAUCAGUUGGAACAAUGAAUAGUGUCAACUUGUUGCCAAAUGAGGCUACGUUUCGUGAAGUGGUGGUUCUUAUGCCGUGCGGAAAACCUUUUAACAUGAUGUUCAGAGACUUCGAUUUGUACCUGGUUGCGUUCAAACCAAUAGGACAUAGAAAAUGGAAACAAAUCGUGUCGUCAUUAGAGGACAAAUGGGUUUUCCCCCGGGGAAAAGCUGAUCGAAUUUACGUCCUUGGUAACUACGGCGAACUUCUCAGUAAAGGGGGCUUUAAAGAGAACAUAGCCGACAUACCAAUCAGCAGCUCCACUUUAAAAGAUGCAAUAGUCAGACUUGGAGAAGAAUGCACAGAGCAAAAGAUUGCCAACAACAGCUACUCGGAGAAAAAGAUCGCACGCGCAAUUUUGCAAUUGUUAAUUUUCUUCCCCGAGAGUGCUCGAUUUGAACAAGUCCAGCGACAUUGCGCGGACCGCCUGGAGCCGGUGAGAGCCAAACACCACGAUGAGAUCUGUCGUGGUUACAGCAAAAAUAUCCGUCAAUUAAUCAACAAUUGGAAGACGCUGUCGAGCAUUGCAUUGACCAGUUUGAAAGACAGGUGUACACACUGUGCGUUGGAGAAAUUACAGUUGGUAACAAGAGACAACGAAGCUCUUAUAUUUGUGGGGGAUGCAAGGAAGGAGUUAAAACUCCUACACGGGAAAUCGUUCGACAAAAGCUAUUAAAAUGCAAUGGAAGUACGAGGAAUUCAUUGAUUUUGAGAUGAAGAAGCCUGCUGCCACCUGGUGGAAGAACUUUGAGGUUUAUAUAAUUGAAUCAUCAAGAAACGUUUCCUUCACUAUGGAAAAACCGAGAGAGAUUUACUCUUACAUGAUGACUCGAUUCUUGUCAUAUGUAUGGGCGGUGUACAGAGUCCCAAUCACUGUUGAGAGAAAAAUUAGGAGUAAUGAGAACUCAGAUAUUUUUUAUAUCGACCAGGCGGAAUGUAAACUUCGAUGCCAGAGUGCUGCUCUCCAGAUUCAAAUUGGCCCAAAAGAUGACUUAAAGGGGGGUCUUGUUGACCUGGUCACCAUGAACUACUUUGAUGUGGGAAAAAUGCAACUGAACAUGCCAACUGAUAUCAUAGAGUUGGCCAAAGAACGGCUUCUCUUAAUCAAAGCUGUGUCAGAGGUCGAUGAUGAGCUUGAUGAAGCAUCCCGUAGAGGUGACCCUGUAUCAGCUGCGGAACUUGAGGACGCUAUUCAGAGAGCUACGGUAUCUCUGAAGUGUGUGCCCGUGUUCAUGGGAGUCCAACGAUUUAUCGUUCCUACUGAAGUUAGUAACUAUGCUGUUGACCAAUCUAAGAGUGAAGAAAAGGUUCGUCCGGUUGUUGCGUUAGCAUUCAAGUUGGAAGAAGGCCGAUAUGGGCAGCUGACAUAUUUGAGAACAUAUGAAUGCAACAUUACUAAAGGUGAUCUUUUUAUUAAUAUGGAAGCUGGGAGGAAAAUUAAGGUCCCUCAAUUUGUUCACGUGAAUUCAAAAGAAUUGGAGAUUUUCAAAUAUCUGAAAGAGAUUCAGAAAAAUGACCCCGCUUUUCGUGUGGGUUUAAACAAUGAAACUGGCCAGGUUGACGGAAUUGGACAACCACACGUAAUCUUCCGAGAAAAAAUUACUAAGCGUGUUGAGUUCGACUAUGAACACAAGAAGCAGAGUCAAUAUGGAAGGGUUAUUGGGUAUAUGGAACCACUCGACCUGGGCUCCCUAACUAAGUUUGAAUUCUCGAACAUGCUUGUUAGACAAGCCAUACCUUCUAAUUUUAUGCCAGCAAUUGAAAAAGGGGUUCUCUUAUUGGGCACCCCUGUGGAAAAUAUCCGUAUUGUCUUGACAGAUGGUGCAGCGGAUAGUGUGGAUUCGAGUGAACAUGCUUUUAAAUUAACGGCCAUUAAUGCUUUCAGAGAGUGCUAUAAAUCAGCACAACCUAUUAUAUUCGAGCCUGUUGUGUUUGUCGAGUUGGAAUUCCCUACUAAAUUUCUGAGCAUCGUGAAGGACCAUAUUAUCAAGAUGAAAGGCACGAUUAUCGAGGAAGAGCUGAAGUCACGUAAAUGUUUGAUUCUUGCAAAGGUCUCUCUCAACAAUAUGUGUUGCUAUUCUACUGCCCUCCGGUCAAUGACUGAGGUUAGAUGGUGAAUUUGUUCUAUACAGUGUUAGUUAUAUUAGAUGAAACAUACAGUAAUUAACUUGAAUUUUAUUUCAUCUAGGGCAAAUGUAAGGUAAGUAUGGAUUAUGAAUAGCACUCACAAGUUUCUGAGGACGUGUUGCGACAGUUGGUGAAUGCCUACAAGGCAACCUAAGGGGAUACUCUGUAAUUGCUGUUAAUUUUGAAAUGUAUUGCUGUUCAUUUCAUCUAUUGUAAUACACAUCCGUUGAUUUUGAGACGGUUCUCUGUUGU